Mangifera indica (mango) is the source of this 526-nucleotide messenger RNA. RefSeq lists its product as uncharacterized. The record is from RefSeq and is a predicted model, not a curated record. Bases 17 to 526 code for a protein of 169 amino acids. Lineage: Eukaryota; Viridiplantae; Streptophyta; Magnoliopsida; Sapindales; Anacardiaceae. The transcript has 3 exons.
UUGGAGAGAUUUUUUCAUGACGAAGAAGAGGAGAUCAGAUGCCACACGCCUUGAUGAAGUUGACCGCACGAUGUACGCUACCUUCCGUAGCGCCGCCAACUUGCUCUCACAGCUAUACUCGCAGACGAUGAACCACCAGCGCCUUAGCUUUCAUGCCGGAGAGCGUCAUGCGCUGGAGAAACUUUAUCAAUGGAUUUUGAGACGGCAAGAAGAAGGAUCAAGAGUAACAACAGUAGAUAUAGCUGCUUAUCUGCAGAAUGAGCUUGAAUAUGGAGCAGAGGAGCCUCCUAUGUCUCCCAGGUUGCCUAUUCAGCACCAACAUGUUCCCAAUACUUAUAUUCCAUACACGCCACCAGCAGCAGGGCCUGAAGUUCGUUCUGGACAACCAGAUCAUCAAGUGAAGAACUCAGUUUUCUCAAACGCUCUCUCCAGCCCUGUUCGCCGCAGCCUUCAACAUUAUUACUUACGCCAGGAGUUGACCAAAUGCCAUCGGGAAAUAUGCACCUCACAUACAGCAUCAUCUUAA